Molecule: messenger RNA, 2151 nt
Organism: Pyrus x bretschneideri (Chinese white pear)
Lineage: Eukaryota; Viridiplantae; Streptophyta; Magnoliopsida; Rosales; Rosaceae
Product: probable arabinosyltransferase ARAD1
Exons: 4
Coding region: 425-1948 (507 amino acids)
Molecular function (GO): glycosyltransferase activity
Source: RefSeq, a predicted model, not a curated record
UCAAUUCCCACGAGAAUAAAGGUUUGAUAAAGUCAUGAGCUUUCUGUUCUCCAUGUCAUGGACUCAUGAACAACCAAAAAGAUUAAUAUAAAAGUAUUAUUUUCUUGAUUUAUCAAAUGCCAUAGCUUACAAGAAAGGUUAAGAAAUAAUAAUUACAUACUCAUGGACUUUGUUCAAAGGUCCCUCUCCGUGUUUUAGCUUCCUCCUCCAAGCUUCGCCCCUUUUGCAGAAGUCUGAAAAUAUAUAUCUGCUUGCUGUGGAGUUUCAGAACCCCAGUUCAUCAGAUUUAUCACAUUCUCAGUUGCUCUGGCUUUGAUUUUAAGAGAGAGAUUAUGGUUUUCGAGAAAUUCAAGGUUUUAUGUGUAAUGCUAUCUUGUUCAAUUUGCAAAAUUUAGUAGAGUUUUAGUUGCCGGAAAUUUCAUCAAUGUCGGAAAAGAGUAGGCUUCCAUCGAAGUUUCUUUUCUACUUGAUAACGAUUUCAUUGUUCCUUUUAAUCUCUUCUUCUGUCUUCCUACUUCAGUUUAGCAAUACUUCCUUUACACCGAGUUCAGUGUUUAAGCUUAUUCUUCUCAAUGGCACGUCGGUGUACUUUGAGCCCCUUUUGAAAAGUAGGCAGAAAAACCUUCUUUUCCUCCCCUCUGAGGUUCCCCUGGUUGAUGCUGGAAUAUCCACAAAAAUAAGUGAAUUGGGAUGUGAAGACUCCAAUUCAAGCAAGAAGUUGGAAUCUUUAGGAAAAAAGAAAACGAUUGCUUGUGACUCAACUCAGGCUCUCUUGAGGGUGUUUAUGUAUGAGUUGCCUCCGGAGUUUCACUUUGGGUUAUUAGCUUGGAAGGGUAAGGAGAAUCAAACUUGGCCAAAUGUCAAAAACCCAAGUUCUAUUCCAGCUUACCCAGGUGGCCUGAAUUUACAGCACAGUAUCGAAUACUGGCUUACCCUUGAUCUUCUAUCAUCAAGUCUUCCGACUGUGGUCAGACCAUGCACAGUAGUCAGGGUGCACAAUUCAAGCCAAGCAGAUGUUAUUUUUGUGCCGUUCUUCGCAUCUCUGAGUUACAACAGGCAUUCUAAGCUUCGUGGAAAGGAGAAAGUAAGUGUGAACAAGAAGUUGCAGGAAGAGUUGGUGCAGUAUUUGAUGGGUCGGGAGGAAUGGAAAAGAAAGGGUGGGAAGGAUCAUUUAAUAGUUGCUCACCAUCCCAAUAGCAUGUUAGAUGCAAGAAAGAAAUUAGGCUCUGCAAUGUUUGUGCUUGCGGAUUUUGGAAGAUACCCUGCUGAAAUAGCAAAUAUUGAGAAGGACAUAAUUGCUCCUUACAGACAUUUGGUGAUGACCAUUCAGAGCAGCAAAUCAGCCUCAUUCAAUGAGCGUCCUAUACUAUUAUACUUCCGAGGAGCAAUAUACAGGAAAGAUGGAGGAAAAGUUCGACAGGAAUUGUAUUAUCUUCUUAAAGACGAGAAAGAUGUAUACUUCACUUUUGGUAGCGUUCGAGGGAAUGGUAUUAACAAGGCAAGCCAAGGAAUGGCCUCAUCAAAGUUUUGCCUGAAUCUUGCUGGUGAUACCCCUUCCUCAAAUCGCCUAUUUGAUGCCAUCGCCAGCCAGUGUGUUCCUGUGAUAAUUAGUGAUGAGAUUGAGCUACCAUUUGAAGAUUUCUUAGACUACUCACAGUUUUGCAUAUUUGUUCACUCAUCUGACGCUAUUAAGAAGGGUUACCUACUGAAUCUUCUGCGAGGAAUCAAGCAAGAAACGUGGACCAAGAUGUGGGAAAGGUUGAAGGAAGUUGUACAUCAUUUUGAAUAUCAGUAUCCAUCCCAGCCUGGUGAUGCCGUUGAUAUGAUAUGGCAGGCAGUUGCUCAUAAGGAAACCUCUAUACAAUUUAAAUUUCACAGGAAGAAGAGAUAUGACAGGUCAACAUCUGAUAUAAGAGCGAAUGACACUCGCCCGUAUGAAAGAGUUUGAAAUGUUUAGUCACUAAGAUCUCUUGACCACAUCGCGGAAACAUCACAAGUUCGCUAAAGGUGGAGUACAAGAGAGGCACAGACUAAGUUGAGAACUUGAGACAUGUAAGGAUUUUGUUUUAGACAGUAUAUAUUUGUGCCAUCGGUACUGAUUGUAGUUGUAGUUUACGUAAUAAUUUUCAAUCCAAUUAUUUCGUUUUUUAA